Molecule: messenger RNA, 957 nt
Organism: Daldinia caldariorum
Lineage: Eukaryota; Fungi; Ascomycota; Sordariomycetes; Xylariales; Hypoxylaceae
Product: DUF1295-domain-containing protein
Exons: 3
Coding region: 1-957 (318 amino acids)
Cellular component (GO): membrane
Source: RefSeq, a predicted model, not a curated record
AUGGCGGAUUCUGUCCACGUCCUCAACAACUACUACCUCUCCAUCACGCUCCUCGUCACCAUCGCGUACCAGCUAUUCUUCUUCGCAAUCGCGUACAGCCUCAAGUUUGACAAAGUAACAGACUUCGCCGGAGGAACCAACUUCGUCGUCCUAGCCGUGCUCACGCUAGCGCUGAGCUGUACCCCCGACGCGCGGCAGAUCGUCGCCUCGGCGCUCGUCGCGGCGUGGGGCCUGCGGCUCUCGCUCUUCCUGCUGUACCGCGUGACGCGCACGGGCAAGGACGACCGCUUCGACGGCACGCGCGACCGCUUCCUCCCCUUCCUCGGCUUCUGGGCCUUCCAGAUGCUCUGGGUCUGGGCCGUCUCGCUGCCCCUCACCGUCCUCAACUCCCCCGCCGUCCGCGCGUACCAGCCGCAGGCGCUGCCGCCCUUCGGCACGGGCCGGGAUAUCGCCGGCGCGGUCCUGUUCGGGGUCGGGUUUGCUGUCGAGAGCGCGAGCGACGCGCAGAGGCUUGCGUUUCGGGCGAGGAACGACAGGGAAGCGGUUUGCGACGCCGGGUUCUUUGCUUGGUGUCGGCAUCCGAAUUACUUUGGCGAGAUACUUAUCCACUUCGUUGGGCAAGCAUCCAACGCGUUGUACGCUACUAUUUUGGGGCCCUGCUUCCUUACCAUCCUGCUCUUAUUCGUCUCGGGAUUGCCCCUCUCCGAGCGGCCUGGUGCCAAGAAGCGGUACGAGGAGGGCUUGAACUGGGAUGCGUAUCGACGGUAUUUAAAUCGCACUAGUAUACUUAUCCCAUUCCCGCCGCAGAUAUACGAGCGAGUACCUAUUUUCCUGAAGAGAACGGUAUUCCUCGAGUUUCCUAUGUAUGUGUUCGAUCCGGCCAAGCACUCGGAUGCCGUUCAGGACAGGCGUGCGGCAGAAGGAGAUGAUAGAAAUUCUUUGACAAACGGAGCGUAG